Molecule: messenger RNA, 2997 nt
Organism: Morus notabilis
Lineage: Eukaryota; Viridiplantae; Streptophyta; Magnoliopsida; Rosales; Moraceae
Product: oxysterol-binding protein-related protein 1D
Exons: 8
Coding region: 417-2852 (811 amino acids)
Cellular component (GO): intracellular membrane-bounded organelle; membrane; cytosol
Molecular function (GO): sterol binding
Source: RefSeq, a predicted model, not a curated record
UAUUAUUUCAUUUAUAUAUAAUCAAUUCAUAUAUCUACACAUCUAUUCAUAUAUAGUUUGUGGUUUAACUGAGAGAGAAAUUUAACUGAGCAGUGAGAGAAGAGUGAGUUGAGUGUAGAGUUUUUCUUUUGUUUGUCACUUUUUUUAUUUUUUUUUAUUUUUUGGUUUCUAUUUGAGAUCUAUAGCUAGUAAGUCCCGUUCCGUUUGAGAUCUUUAUGUCAUUCUCUAGAACGUUCCGUUUCGCCGGCCAUUUCCACAUCUCGCUCCGACCGGGUUCUGCAUUUUCCGUUCAGAGUCCGACCCGAAUGAUCCGUAUCUAGAAGCUUCUCGAUCGGGAUGGUCUAGGUGCGGCGGGCAUUUCUCGUGAUCGGCGUCGUUUGGAUGGUUCGUUGUUGUUGUUGGUUGUGGUGGUUCCGAUGAACCCGCUGUGCUGCAUUGCUCCGGUCUCGAUUGACCGGGACCGGGCCAAUCCGGUGGUCGGGAAAUCGCCGGCUCAGCAGUGCCAGGUAGGCGUCGAUGCCUCGAUCAGGAGCGGCGGCAGCUACGGCUACAAGCCGAGCUUGUCGGCUCAGGUCUCGUCGGUACGUACGGAAUCGGACAAGGCGUCGGCUGCGGCGGCGACAGUGAACAGCGAGGCGGAAGACGCGGUCGCCGAGACGAGGGAUUCGAAGGUGUUUGGCGCCACCGGCGGGGGCGGAGUUGCCGGGAUUCUUUACAAGUGGGUGAAUUACGGCAAGGGAUGGAGGCCGCGGUGGUUCGUGCUCGAAGAUGGCGUCCUCUCCUAUUACAAGGUUCACGGACCGGACAAGAUUCUGAUGAGUCCGGCGAGGGAGAAGAGCGUUAGGGUGAUCGGAGAGGAUUCGUUGCGGUACAUGAGGAAGGCGAAUUGGAGCAGCAAUCGGCUCGUCGGCGCCUACGCUCGGGGUUGCAAGCCCUUCGGCGAAGUCCAUUUGAAGGUUUCUUCAAUACGAGCGAGUAAAUCAGAUGAUAAGAGGCUUUCAAUAUUCACUGGGACAAAGACUCUACACUUACGUUGUGUUUCCAGAGAAGACAGAGCUUUGUGGAUAGAAGCACUUGUAGCUGCUAAGGAUCUUUUCCCUCGAGUGCUGACGAGCAGUGAUUUCUGGCCUUCGGAAGACGUCGUCGUUUCGACGGAGAAGCUUAGACUAAGGUUGCAGCAGGAGGGCAUUGGGGACGCAAUCAUCAAGGACUGUGAAUCCAUUAUGCUUUCGGAAACCUCGGAGCUUCAAAACCAGAUGAAGGCUCUUCAGCAUAAGCAUGUUCUCUUGUUGGACACCUUGAGACUAUUAGAGACAGAGAAAAUAGAGCUGGAAACUACUGUUGUGGAUGAAACAAAGGAACGGGAGUCAUAUUGUGGACAAAAUAGAAGGUUUAGUGAUUUCUAUUCUGUCAUGUCGGAGGGUAGUGCAUCUGAUUCCGAUGCAGAUAAUGAAAGUCAAGAUGGAGCUGAUAUUGAAACAGAUGAGGAUGAUGGGGCAUACUUUGAUACAAAUGACUUUUUGUCUUCAGAUUCUUUAAGAAGUGCUUCUUAUAGGAGCAGGGAAGGUACAGGCAAUGGCUGUAUAUUCGAAGGGGAUUCUUUCAUUUCUGAUCGUCUGCGUGGAAUUGAGAGGGAAAUCAAGAUCGUUGAAUACCCGUAUGUUAAAAGAAGGGAAACUUUGCCUGAACCAAAGGAGAAAGAGAGGCCAGUUGGACUUUGGUCAAUUAUCAAGGACAACAUUGGGAAGGACUUAUCUGGAGUUUGUCUUCCUGUCUAUUUUAAUGAACCACUCUCUUCUUUACAGAAAUGUUUCGAAGAUUUGGAGUAUUCAUACUUGGUUGAUCGAGCAUUGGCAUGGGGAAAACAGGGAAAUGAAUUAAUGAGAAUACUUAACGUUGCAGCUUUUGCCGUGUCUGGAUAUGCGUCAACAGAAGGUCGGCAGUGCAAACCAUUUAAUCCUCUCCUUGGAGAGACAUAUGAGGCUGACUAUCCGGAUAAAGGAGUCCGUUUCUUCUCUGAAAAAGUGAGUCACCACCCCAUGGUUGUUGCUUGUCACUGUGAAGGAAGAAGUUGGAAAUUCUGGGCAGACUCAAAUCUCAAAGGCAAGUUUUGGGGACGUUCUAUACAGCUUGAUCCCGUGGGUGUCCUCACCCUGCAGUUCGAUGAUGGCGAAACAUUUCAGUGGACCAAGGUCACCACUUCUAUAUACAAUAUCAUACUGGGAAAGAUUUACUGUGAUCACUAUGGCACUAUGCGCAUCAAGGGCAGCGGCACUUACUCCUGCAAGCUCAAGUUCAAAGAGCAAUCCAUCAUUGACCGAAACCCGCAUCAGGUUCAUGGAUUUGUGCAAGACAAUAAGACCGGGGAAAAGGUUGCGAUGUUAGUGGGCAAGUGGGACGAAGCAAUGUAUUAUGUGCUGGGAGAUCCUACUACAAAGCCAAAAGGGUAUGAUCCAAUGACGGAAGCUGUGUUACUAUGGGAAAGAGACAAGUAUGUCACCAAGACAAGAUACAAUCUCUCACCUUUUACGAUGUCGUUGAAUGAGAUAACACCCGGCUUAUUGGAGAAAUUGCCCCCAACUGACUCGAGGCUGAGACCAGAUCAAAGGCAUCUUGAGAAUGGAGAAUAUGAGUUGGCCAAUGCAGAGAAGCUAAGACUUGAACAGUUACAGAGACAGGCAAGAAAGUUGCAAGAAAGAGGGUGGCAGCCAAGUUGGUUCCAGAAGGAUGAGGAUGGGUGUUACCGUUACAAAGGUGGGUACUGGGAAACAAGGGACAAAAAGAACUGGGACGGAAUUCCUGAUAUAUUUGGCCAGAGUAGUGACUUGCCUUCAUGUUCAGGUGAAGAGUAAGAGUUAUUUUAGCCAGAUUGAAACUAAAAUAUUUUGUUCCGCUCAAUUAUUUAUCCAUUUCUCUCCCCCUUUUUUUUUCAUCUUCUUUUUAAUGUCCCUUGCUCUUUCUUCAUGCGAGUUUAGAUUAGGCCAUAUUAUAUAAUUA